Grammomys surdaster is the source of this 2556-nucleotide messenger RNA. RefSeq names its product transmembrane protein 209 (gene Tmem209). Lineage: Eukaryota; Metazoa; Chordata; Mammalia; Rodentia; Muridae. The record is from RefSeq and is a predicted model, not a curated record. The transcript is spliced from 14 exons. Gene Ontology annotation, cellular component: membrane. Bases 1 to 1662 code for a protein of 553 amino acids.
AUGCAAGGAGAAGUAAGCCCCAGUCCUUCCCUUAUUGACAGAACCAUCAAGAUGAGAAAAGAAACAGAAACUAGGAAAGUGGUUUUAGCCUGGGGACUACUAAAUGUAUCCAUGGCUGGAAUGAUAUAUACUGAAAUGACUGGAAAGUUAAUUAGUACAUAUUAUAAUGUGACAUACUGGCCACUCUGGUAUAUUGAACUUGCCCUCGCGUCUCUCUUCAGUCUUAAUGCCUUGUUUGAUUUUUGGAGAUACUUCAAAUAUACCGUAGCACCAACAAGCCUGGUGGUCAGCCCUGGACAGCAAGCGCUGUUAGGGCUGAAAUCAGCUGUUGUGCAGACCACACCUCCUCGUGAUUUGGCAGCCACCCAAAUCUCUCCAUCUCCACCUUCCCCUUCCAUUCAAGGUCAGAGUGUGCUAAGUUACAGCCCAUCUCGUUCCCCCAGUACCAGUCCCAAGUUUGCCACCAGCUGUAUCACUGGGUACAGCCCUCAGCUGCAAGGUCUGUCCUCAGGAAGCCUGGGCUCGUACAGCCCUGGAGUGACCUACUCGCCUGUCAGUGGCUACAAUAAGUUGGCAAGCUUUAGUCUGUCUCCUUCUUCUCCGUACCCUACCACUGUGGGUCCAGCGGAGAGCAGUGGAUUGAGAGCUCGCUACCGUUCUCCACCCACAGUCUAUAACUCACCCACUGACAAAGAGGACUACAUGACAGACCUGAGAACUUUGGACACGUUCCUUAGAAGCGAGGAAGAGAAACAGCAUAGAGUGAAGCUGGGGAGCCCAGAUUCCACCUCUCCUUCUACCAGUCCUACCUUCUGGAAUUACAGUCGUUCUGUGGGGGAUUAUGCACAAACCUUAAAGAAGUUUCAAUAUCAGCUUGCCUGUAGAUCUCAGGCCCCAAGUGCUAACAAAGAUGAAGCCGAUCUCAUUUCUAAGCAAGCUGCAGAAGAGGUCUGGGCAAGAGUGACUAUGAAUAGACAGCUUCUUGAUCACAUGGAUUCAUGGACAGCCAAGUUUAGAAAUUGGAUCAGUGAGACAAUAUUAGUGCCACUUGUGCAAGAGAUUGAAUCUGUCAGCACCCAGAUGAGACGGAUGGGCUGUCCAGAGCUACAAAUAGGAGAGGCGAGUGUCACCAGCUUGAAACAAGCCGCCCUGGUCAAAGCUCCUCUCAUUCCAACUCUGAAUGCAAUUGUGCAGUAUUUAGAUCUAACACCAAAUCAGGAGUACUUGUUUGAAAGAAUCAAAGAACUUUCUCAGGGGGGCUGUAUGAGUUCAUUCCGAUGGAACAGAGGCGGAGACUUCAAAGGACGCAAGUGGGAUACGGACCUGCCCACUGACUCUGCUAUCAUCAUGCAUGUGUUUUGCACCUACCUGGAUUCCAGAUUACCUCCACACCCUAAGUACCCUGAUGGAAAAACAUUCACUUCUCAGCACUUCGUUCAGACGCCAAAUAAACCAGAUGUUACGAAUGAAAAUGUGUUUUGUAUUUAUCAGAGUGCUGUCAACCCUCCACAUUAUGAGCUAAUCUAUCAGCGACAUGUCUACAAUCUUCCAAAGGGCAGAAAUAAUAUGUUUCAUACAUUGUUGAUGUUCCUUUACAUCAUAAAGACCAAAGAGUCAGGAAUGCUUGGGACCAGGAAUCCAACUUGGGCUUGCACAUGCUAGACAAGAGCCUACCAGUAAACUACAGUGCCUGUGCUCCACCACACCUUUUUAAAAUUUAAGCACCUAACAAAACUUGGCCCUGAAAUCAAUUUUCCCGCCUCACCCUCUCAAGUAGCUGGGAUUAUAGACCUGUGCCUCUAGUCACAGCCACGGUAUUCAUUUAUUCAUUACACACCUACCAAUAUUGAAGUAAUUUAUGGUAGGUGCUAAGAGUAUAAAGAAAACUGAAGAUACUUUGUUUCUCUCAUAUAGUGUAACCUAACAAAACCCCAUACUAGUGUCCAGCUUUGGGUCAAUAAGUUACAGUCAGCUCAGACUGGCCCAGAGAUGCCUUGGUGAGAUGCUCAUACGUAUUGACUGGCAUCUUGUUAGUGUGGCUGGUGUGGGAUAGAACUGACUGUAGCUAUGUCAAACUAUGCAUAUGAUAGAAGAAAACACACAAGUUUAAAUUCACUUAUCCACGGAAGAUUUUUGGUGUUUGUUUUUUAAAUGUUUUUUAUAUUACUUUUUUAAAAAAUAUUUUUUAUAUUUUUUAAGAUUUAUUUAUUAUGAAUACAUUAUUCUGCCCGCAUGUGUGCCAACAUGCCAGAAGAAGACAUCAGAUCCCAUUACAGAUGGUUGUGAGCCACCAUGUGGUUGCUGGGAAUUGAACUCAGGACCUUUGGAAGAACAGCCAGUGCUCUUAACCUCUGAGCCAUCUCUCCAGCCCAAUAUAUCACUUUUUAGAAAAAUUUAUUUAAAAUGUUUUUUGUUGUUUUUGUUCUUCCAUGACAGGGUUCUUUGUAUAUCCUUGACUGUCCUGGAACUCUCUCUGUAAACCAGGCUGGCCUCAAACUUUCAGAGGUCCACCUGCCUCCGCUUGAGUGCUGGGAUCAAAAGUGUACGCCACCACCC